Entamoeba invadens IP1 is the source of this 3060-nucleotide messenger RNA. RefSeq lists its product as hypothetical. Gene Ontology annotation, biological process: activation of GTPase activity. The coding region runs from base 1 to 3060 and encodes 1019 amino acids. The record is from RefSeq and is a predicted model, not a curated record. Lineage: Eukaryota; Evosea; Mastigamoebida; Endamoebidae. Gene Ontology annotation, molecular function: GTPase activator activity. The transcript has 2 exons.
AUGAUACUAGUCUCGGUGAAGCGCAUGGGAAUACUUAAACCGCAACGAGAUAAUCCUCUCUUAAUGUUUGACGAAGAAGCGCAGCGUGUGUUAGUGCGAACGACGAUACAACAAAUAGUCGCGAACACCAUAUCCUUUAUAGUGAACAUCUCGUCCGACGAACGAAUGAAUUUUAUAUUUGACAGCAUCGCUGUUGGGUUUAAGCUUCCGAUAGUCUCUGAUGUAGAUUUCCAAAGGGUGGAGAAUUGCCUUAAUAUAUAUCAAAGGUGGAUGGACAAGGAAAACAUGCCUUCCCAUUUGAAACAGAAAGAAGAAAGUGUUGUGACCAUGUUAACACACAUCUCACUCCUCUUUGGGAAAGAGAAUAAAAUCAAUUCACCGUUAUCAAAGUAUAUUCCCUUGUGUCAGAAAGCACUUAUAUUGUUUGAAAAGGGGAUUGUAAGUUAUAACUCACCUCUUCAAAAGGCACAUAUUUCGACAUUAAAUGUGUUAUUAAUCGGAAUAAUGGACGAGUUGAUCGGAAACAAUUUACCAAAUUCUUUCUUAAAGAACAAAGAGAAUGUCGUGAAAUGUUUUGAGUUGAUUUGUAAGACUUUUGUGAUCACGGGAACACAAGUGCCCGAGUGGAAGAUAUUCACAGAGAAGAUUAUGACUUGGUUACUCUACCCAGACGUGUUCGACAAAUUCGAGGCGUUUCUCAAUUCACUGCAAAAUGACAUCUUUCUUUAUAAAUCAGUCGAAAAGGAGGGUACAGUGAUUGUCCUCUUUAAUUAUAUGACUUCAAUUGACUUUGAAAUACAAUUUCUUCAAUUGAAAGAAGUCUGGAAGAGAAUGUUCAACCUCCUCGACCCUACCCUUGUUAUCAAUCAAAGAAUACUUCCACAUUAUGUCCUUACAAUUAGUAACCUUGCAAGAAACAUCUCUGAUAUUUCACUCAGACUCACAAAGACUGAACCUUCACCACAAACAAUGUUCACAUUGUAUUACUCAAAAUUGGUCUAUAUCCUCUUGAACGAAAAUAUGAAAGACAACGAAGAAACUGUACUCUUCAUUAUUCCAUCAUUUGCAGUGUUUCUCGAGAAUUUGAAUGACGAGGAAAUUGGAGAUAAACAGUUGGCACUGUUUGUUGUUGUGUUGAAGCGACUUCUGAAGUCAAACAACAUGAAUAUAGUGACCGCGUUAUUCAAUGAACUUCCUUCGAUACUUUCACAACACACAAACUUCCUUAGUCUCAUAUUAGAACCACUCAUUCGCGCUAUUUUCGAGUAUUUGAAUGACAAAACACGAGCGGCAAAUAUUGUUAUUCCUUUGAUAUACAACUGCAAUUACUACAUCUCCCUUUCACAAAACAAAUAUCUCAAAAAUGCGAUGUUUGAGAAAGACUUUAUCGAGAGGGCGACCGUUCUUAUACUCUACAAACUCCUUUUCGUCAACUUUGAACAAAGUGAAGUGGUCUAUCUCUUUGAAGUGUUUGAGCACUUCUUUAUGGAAUUUCUUCCAAGCAAUACACCUUCAGAGAACGAUGCAGAUAGGAUUGAGAAUAUCCAAAACAUUAACGUGGAGCCGAAAACAACGAGGGAAUUGCUCUGGAAGUUUUUAGUGACGAUGAAAAUGACGUACUUGACAAAACUUGUGACGAUGAAUAACGAGAAGGCGCUUUUGUGUAUUUCAAGAAUAUUCAAAUUCACUGCGAGUUGUAUCAACGACAUCCCGAACACAACAGAAUACUGCAAAUACGUUGUGAAAACGUUUCUCGAGUUUUCAUGCAAAUUUCUCAAUUUCCCGACGAUGAAUGUCUUCAACAAUGUGAUCCACUUGGUCAUCAUCUUCACGUCGCUCAAUUCGAAAAUAUCAGACGAACUUUUUUUUGAGGUCAACAACAAAUUCAUUACACUCGAGAAGGCGAAGAGCACGUUUUAUAGUGCACCGGUGGACCAGUUGUAUACGUUCUUCAUCUCCCACUUUUUCAACUCCAAAACAAAGUUCCGGAACCAAAACGUCUUUGACUUAUUUUUGAAGAAGAGGUGCGAAGGAGAAAAGCAGAAUAUGGUGUCCGUUAAGAACAACGGCGCGUUGUAUAUCUUCUACGAAAAGGGUAAUUUGUGUCAUAAUGAGAACUAUGUGUUGGGAAUCACAUGGUUUGGGAAGACCAUUUAUAGAUGUACGCCAUUCAAUCGAGGUAUUCACACGAGUAUUAGUGGAGAGGUUGAAGAACAAACGUGUGGGAUACACACGGCACAACACGUUGAGUCUUCACAAAGUAUCAUUUCCUUUGCAAACAAACACAAUUUCUCACGAGAACAGUCGAAGAUGCUCCAAAUUGUGAAAGUACUGAAAGCACAUAAUUACUCGACGGAGUCGGGGUCGGGUUCCCCGUCUGAAAGUCCACCGAAUGAAAGGAUUAAACGACCCGUUACGACACUGAUGAUUGGGACACUCUUUCCGACGAGUUUUGCGACGGAUGCAGAGAUUGAUGUGAAUGAUGUAGUGCAAAAGACAUUCACCCUUUUUGUGACGCCAUUGAUGCCUCUUAGUUCCUCUUUUCUUCUUCCAACGACGUUGUAUAAUUACUUGUCGUCUCCGAUAGAAAAUGUCAAGACGCAAGAGAAACACAUUGAUAUACUUGUGACGGCAAAUGAACGCAUUAUUGCGGACUCUUCAUUCAAAAUCUCACAACUGAAAUUUAAUAUGUUCUGCUUCUCUUAUUUUAACACUCAUUACAUAUUCAGAGCAGAUAUUGCUCAUGUCGUGUUGGCGAUCAGAAUCUCGGAGGCACUGCUGUCGAACCCGAAAAGAAUCUUAUUUAAACUGAAUAAACCCCUCUCUAUGGUGCAAGCACACUCAACACCUCUCACGACGUUAUUCACUAACACUAAGACUAAAAAUGCACACUCGAAAAAGACGAGCGUGAUGAUCACUAUGGAAUCAAUGGACGAUCCAGACUGGCUAGGGCCACUCAAUCAAAAUUUUGUGAUGCGGAGACAGGGAAGCACUCCACUUAAAGUGUGUUUGGAACAACAUAUUAGGAGAAGGUCGAACUCUGCGCCGACGGACGAUUGA